GGCGGCGCUGCCAAGAUGGCGGAGGCGGUGGCGGAGCUGCUGGAGCGGGCGGCGCGGCGGGGGGCGCCGCUGGAGGAGCUGCGGGCCCUGCGGCUGGCCCUGCAGGCCGUGCCGCCCGCCGCCCUCCGCGCCCGCCUCAGCGACGACCACCUGGGAGCGCUCUUCGCCCUCCUCAGCGUCAAUGACCGGGAGCAGGUUUCUACGUGUGUUGCCAUCCUGGAGAGGCUCCUGCAGGCCCUGGACCCGCUCUACAUCAUCCAGAACCUGAAAGAAGAGCUGCAGAAAGGGCUUUUCCACCCCGACGACUCUGUGAAAAUCCUCACCGUAUCUCAGAUUGGGAGGAUUGUUGAAAAUUCGGAUGCUGUUAGAGAAAUUCUCAGCAGUCCCGAACUGUUACGGCAAAUAAUAAAUUGCAUUGGUGGAGAGAAAAUAGCAGUGGCUAAAGAGGCCAUCAAAUCUCUCUCAAGGAUAGCGCAGACACAAGAGGGCUUGGAGGCUUUAUUUGUGAGCAGUUUGUUGAGCGACUUGAAAAAUGUCAUGGCGAUGAGUGACGUUGUUCGAUACAGAGUGUAUGAGUUAAUUGUUGAGAUUUCUUCGGUGUCAGCAGAUUCACUCAGUUACUGUGCAAACAGUGGGUUGAUAUCGGACUUAAUUGGCGAGCUGACUGGAGAUGAUGUACUGGUCAGAGCCACGUGUAUAGAGAUGGUGACCUCGCUGGCACAUACCCCGCAUGGACGUCAGUACCUUGCUCAACAAGGAGUUAUUGAUAAAAUUUCAAACAUCAUCAUCGGUGCAGAGUCUGAUCCUUUCUCAGGCUUCUACUUACCAGGUUUUGUUAAAUUUUUUGGAAAUCUGGCUAUUGUAGAUAGCCCACAGCAGAUCUGCGAACGAUACCCUGUCUUCAUGGAAAAAGUCUUUGAAAUGGCAGAAAGUCAUGAUCCAACCAUGAUUGGAGUGGCUGUGGACACCCUGGGAAUCCUGGGGUCAACUGUAGAAGGCAAACAAGUUUUACAGAAAACUAGAAGCAGAUUUCAAAAUCUGUUAAACAAAAUAGGGCACCAGGCAAAGAAUGCCCCCACGGAGCUACGACUUCGAUGUUUGGAUGCCAUUUCCUCUCUUCUUUACUUGCCCCCAGAGCAGCAGACAGAAGACCUUUUAAGAAUGACUGAAUCAUGGUUCACAUCCUUGUCUAGCCAGCCAUUGGAACUCUUCAGGAAUAUCAGUACUCAGCCGUUCCCUGAUCUCCACUGUGGGGCGUUAAGAGUAUUUACUGCUAUUGCAAAUCAACCGUGGGCGCAGAAGUUGAUGCUGAACAGUCCAGGAUUUGUGGAAUACAUCGUAGACAGAUCUGUGGAACCUGAUAAAGCUUCGAAGGAUGCCAAAUAUGAACUGGUUAAGGCCCUUGUAAACUCCAAAACAAUUGCGGAAAUUUUUGGAAAUCAGUAUUACUUGAGGCUUAGGGCUUACUUGCGUGAAGGCCCCUAUUAUGCUAAGGCAGUUUCUACUACAGCUGUGGAAGGAGCAGAAUAAUAUCACUGAUGUCUUGGUUCCCCUUCUUACAAACCACGUUACUGAAAUCAAUAUUAAGAUGUAAGGUGUAAAGGCUCUCCACACGGGAGUCAUCUUAGAUGUCUCUUUAAAGGAACACGAAGCACUUUGACUCUGUUUGAAAUGAGAGUCAUGAGAGCAAAUCAAAACCUAUAGGGCACGGUGUAAUUUUCCACAGAAUCUCAUGGCAGAAAUUCUCUGUAUACUGUCCUGAGACAAGUAAACAAGGUAAGCAUCCUAUCAACUGCUGGCUGUUUUAUUUUGCAGAAGUUAUCAGUGUUUACUUAAAACUGUUCUUGGGUUUGGAAUUCCUAUCAUGUUUUCUCAGUAGAUCACAGGUUAAUUGGAAAAAAAAAAAAAAAAAGCCAAAAAACCUUGAGGUUUGUAACCUCUGAUGCUGCCAUGGUUUCUCUUUUUAAAAAUUUGUAUUAUUACUUUUUUUCUAUCUGCUGAAGUUGGCCCUUGCAUAGAAAACACUUUUAGCUAGAUGUAGUUCUGCCAGAAACUCAGGUGGUAAGAAAAAGCUAGUAAUAUUCUGUCCACACGAGGGAGUACAAACUGGCUUCUCUUCUCUCAUCAACUUGCUGGAUGUAAGUCUUGUUUGAAUAGGUCCUAAAUAUUGUUUACAUUUUAUACUGAGGAUUACAAAAAAAAAAAAAACACAAAAAAACGCUUAGCCCUUUUUAAAAACAAGUGAAAGCAAACUCUAGUGUAUAAAACCAAACUGGGAGCUUUGUGUCAUUAGCUGUCGCUUUUCAGCAAGUAAACUGAGCUGCCAAAGGAGCAUGAGCUACAAAUCUACUUCAGAACCAAAUCUUACAGUUUACACUUUUUUUAUCAAAGAUGAUUUUUUUAAUUUAAGUGUUAUAUAAAAAAAGUACCGAUCUUAUUUACCUGAAUUGGAAUAAAAGGGGUAAGAACAUUAAAGCUUUCAUGUUUAAAGGCAUGAACUGAACUAGGAGGCUAUAAAUGUACCUCGUGAGGCUUUGUCUCCCUCUGGAGAUGGUCAUCUAGUGUGCGGGUGAGGUACAGGACCUGCGAUGUGUUGGUCCAUAAACAAAGACCACAGUGUACUUUAUACAAAAGGUUUAUAUUGUUUUAGCUGAGAAUGUAAGACACAAAUCUGGGGAUGAGUUGGGGGGAGCAUAAUAUAACAUGAAUAUAACAUGAAUUAACUACUUCGGGGCUUGCUUCAGUAGUGUAUUAAGUCGGGCAUGCCUCUUUGGAAAGUACUUGCCCUGUGUCCCUGCUCUGCCAAGUGAAAUGGGAUGAUUUAGUCAUGCAGAAACCCUUUUAUUGCUUGUAGUAGCUUCGGGCUGCAGCAGAGGUGAUAGCAUUGCCUCCCAAAAAAUUGCUGGCAAGGAAUUGAAAUGGGCUGAGAGAAGCAGGGUAGCUGGGGAAAAUCUGUUGAUGUUUAAUAAACUAUCUGAAUGCAGGUGAUCUGCUUCGUUGCUUAUGACCUAAUACGUGCAAAAAGUUGUCAUCCAACAUUAUCCUGCUGCUCACACUUUCAUUCUAAAUGUGCAUAAUAAACGUCUGCUAGCGAAAAAGGCA
This is a messenger RNA of Oxyura jamaicensis (ruddy duck), 3102 nucleotides long. It is a transcript of the gene PSMD5, whose product is annotated as proteasome 26S subunit, non-ATPase 5. Gene Ontology annotation, biological process: proteasome assembly. Lineage: Eukaryota; Metazoa; Chordata; Aves; Anseriformes; Anatidae. The record is from RefSeq and is a predicted model, not a curated record. Gene Ontology annotation, cellular component: cytosol.